AUGACAUAUAAUCGAAGAGAAAGUGUCAAGGUCCACCGAGUGCCUGGCAUCGGUGCUAUUGUCAUCGAUAAGACGGGUAAAACACUCUUCAACGAAAGCUUCGGGACAUUGGAUGCAAAUGACCAUAACGCGAGGCCUUUCACAAACGAUACGCAACUUUUCCUGUGGUCGUGCACCAAGUUGAUCACCAGUCUAUGUGCUCUUCAGCUCCUGGAGCAAGGCAAGAUAUCGUCCUUGGAUGACCCCGUCAAGAAGUAUCUCCCACAGGUCGGCCAGUUCGAAGUAUUUGAAGGGUUCGAUAAGAAUGGUUCACCUAUUCUGCGAAAGCCAAACUCCCAAAUCACAAUAAUGCAUCUCAUGACACACACCAGCGGACUGACUUAUGAUUUCUGGGAAGUCGACAAGCCAAUGUUCGAUUAUCGUGCUUCGAAAGGCCAGCAGUCAGGGACGGAUGCUCUGGAAGAGGAAAAUGAGUUUCAAUUCUAUGAUGUUUUUUUUGGCGUUUGA
This is a messenger RNA of Exophiala aquamarina CBS 119918, 507 nucleotides long. RefSeq names its product beta-lactamase. The record is from RefSeq and is a predicted model, not a curated record. The transcript is spliced from 2 exons. NCBI's taxonomy places the organism in Eukaryota, Fungi, Ascomycota, Eurotiomycetes, Chaetothyriales, Herpotrichiellaceae. Bases 1 to 507 code for a protein of 168 amino acids.